Molecule: messenger RNA, 5140 nt
Organism: Mus pahari (shrew mouse)
Lineage: Eukaryota; Metazoa; Chordata; Mammalia; Rodentia; Muridae
Gene: Epb41l5
Product: erythrocyte membrane protein band 4.1 like 5
Exons: 25
Coding region: 210-2396 (728 amino acids)
Cellular component (GO): cytoskeleton
Molecular function (GO): cytoskeletal protein binding
Source: RefSeq, a predicted model, not a curated record
GCGGUGGCCGCUGAGGGCCGGGCGCGUCGCCGGGGUCUCGCGCGUUGUGAGGGGGAAACUCUGGUCACCCCAGAUCUCCCCGUAGCUGUGGGAUUUGGAGAAGGUCGCCUCGAGUGUCACUUCGCCAGAACCGUGGGCAGACACCGGUGGGACGGGACGUGCCAGCUAGCUCGCGGUCGAGUGAAACUUGGGAACCUUAAGAGGCAGAAAUGCUGAGCUUCCUGAGAAGAACGCUUGGCCGACGGUCUAUGCGCAAGCAUGCUGAAAAGGAGCGGCUCCGAGAGGCACAGCGUGCGGCCACACACAUUCCUGCGGCUGGGGAUGCCAAGUCCAUCAUCACGUGCAGGGUGUCCCUUCUGGACGGAACAGACGUCAGUGUGGACUUGCCGAAAAAAGCCAAAGGACAGGAGCUGUUUGACCAAAUUAUGUAUCACCUGGACUUGAUUGAAAGUGACUAUUUUGGUUUGAGAUUCAUGGAUUCAGCCCAAGUAGCACAUUGGUUGGAUGGUACAAAAAGCAUCAAAAAGCAAGUAAAAAUUGGUUCACCCUAUUGUCUUCAUCUUCGAGUUAAGUUUUAUUCCUCGGAACCAAAUAAUCUUCGUGAGGAGCUAACCCGGUAUUUAUUUGUUCUUCAGCUAAAACAAGAUAUUCUCAGUGGGAAAUUAGAGUGUCCCUUUGAUACAGCAGUUCAGUUGGCAGCUUAUAAUCUGCAAGCUGAACUUGGCGACUAUGAUCUUGCUGAACAUAGUCCUGAACUGGUCUCUGAGUUCAGGUUUGUGCCCAUCCAGACUGAAGAGAUGGAACUGGCUAUUUUUGAGAAAUGGAAGGAAUACAGAGGUCAGACACCAGCACAAGCUGAAACCAAUUACCUGAAUAAAGCCAAAUGGCUAGAAAUGUAUGGUGUUGAUAUGCACGUGGUCAAGGCUAGAGAUGGCAAUGACUAUAGUUUGGGACUGACUCCAACAGGAGUCCUUGUUUUUGAAGGAGAGACCAAAAUUGGCUUGUUUUUCUGGCCCAAGAUAACCAGAUUGGAUUUUAAGAAGAAUAAGUUAACUCUAGUGGUUGUGGAAGAUGAUGAUCAGGGCAAAGAACAAGAGCAUACCUUUGUCUUUAGAUUGGAUCACCCUAAAGCCUGCAAACACUUAUGGAAAUGUGCUGUGGAGCACCACGCCUUCUUCCGCCUCCGAGGACCUGUCCAGAAGAGUUCCCAUCGAUCGGGAUUCAUUCGACUAGGAUCCCGAUUUAGAUACAGUGGAAAAACAGAGUAUCAGACCACAAAAACUAAUAAAGCAAGAAGAUCAACCUCCUUUGAAAGAAGGCCCAGCAAGCGGUAUUCCCGACGGACUCUGCAAAUGAAAGCAAGCACAACAAAACCUGAAGAUCUUGGUGUUCUUAAUGCUUCAGCCCAGAACAGUGACUCCCAACAGGCUUGGGAUGUGAUGUCUUCUGUGCCUGUCACUUCUUCUUCAUCCUCUGGUCCUGUGCUGGUGGAGAUAGAGAAUCUUCCACAGAACUCUGUAGCAGAACAACAUGACAGGAAAUGCUUGCCCCUGAGUGUUGAUUUGCUCAACAGCCCAGACUUACUAGAAACAACCAUUGGUGAUGUAACAAGGACGUCAGAUUCAGCACCAUUCCCAGCACCAGAUGAUAUUAAUGUAGCCACCAGGUCACAUGAAUUAGAGGAGCUCAAAGCUGAAUCAUUAAAAGAUGACACAGAGAAGCUUAAACAGCUCGAAACAGAGCAGACGAUCUUGCCAUCUCUUCGACCUACCAUUGACAUUAAUGUCAACAGCCAGGAAGAAGUGGUAAAGUUGACUGAGAAAUGUCUUAAUAAUACCAUUGAGAGCCCAGGAUUGAACACAGUAAGGGUUCCUCCUGACUUCAAGAGUAAUAUUUUGAAAGCUCAAGUAGAAGCCGUGCAUAAGGUUACAAGAGAAGAUAGUUUAUUAACUCAUAAAAAUGCCAGCGUUCAGGAUGCUUCCACAAACAGUGCUGCAUUCAGUGAGAAUGACGUGCCUGUCUGUAAAGAUUCCCUCAUUCCGGUGCAUGGCACAGCUGCAGACAGUGACUCUGUACUAAAGGAUGCUACUGAUGAACUGGAUGCCUUACUUCUUUCUCUGACUGAGAAUCUGAUGGAUCACUCAGUAACACCUCAGGUGUCUUCACCAUCCAUGAUCACACCCCGGUGGAUUAUUCCACAGAGUGCUACCAUCUCCAAUGGGCUCGCAGGAUAUGGAGCAUCUUUGGCAGGGACAGAUGGAUGUGGUCAGAAAGAUGGAUUCUCUCUGAUUUCGCCCCCAGCGCCAUUCUUGGUAGAUGCUGUGACCAGGUCUGCCCCUCCCUUGCCUGAAGACUCAGCCUUGAAGCAGAAGUGCUUGCUGACUACUGAGCUCUGAGGGCCACUGCUCCCCACCUGUAACUGGAUGCCCCACACCGUCCCCAGUCAGCCCUGGACCCAUGUGUCCUCUACUUGGGGAAAGCCUUCUACCAGGAUUUGACUUUAACCCCAUAAAGAGAGUAGCUACAUUUUCCGUCCAACUGGAAGUCUACCCCACGUAACUGCUUAACUGAAGAUACCUCCUCCUCUUCCUUAAUUGUAUUUGCAUUACCAAUUCCUGAAGCAAUGAAGGUAACUAGUUUCCUGCAGACUGUUGGCUCCACCUAGCGGUUGCAACUGUUUAUAGCUUACAGCAAGGCUUGCUGUCCAGAGCCUUUCAUUGCUGUUUCCCUGUAAUGUCAGGGGAGCACAUCUGAGCUAAGAGCCUGCGGGAGAAAUGCGAGGCACUUUCCUGUGCAUUCCCUGAAAAUGAGAAUUAGGAAACGGAUGAAAACAUUAUGUGGGUAGAUCCCAGGCCAGCUCCUACACAGUUGCUAGGAUUCUUGGAGAAACUGAGAACAUAGAGGGGUGAGGAUGUCACCCACACUUUGGAUUCUGAGCAGUAAUGACCUUACACCCAAGGUAAAUAUUAUCUUUGGAUAACUAGAGAGAGGUUCAGUCUCUAGACAUGAACUCCUCAGACCCCUUUUCCUGUGGGAAGCACCUAAGUCACUCACCUGUCUUUAACUUUGCAGCCUGGGAGGGAACAAGUGUCAGCCCAGAGAUCGGAGGCCUGUGCUCUUCUUCCUGAGCCAGUGCGGAAUGCGGCCCUGCUAGGCUUACUAGUUGGAAGGUCAGGACCUGUUUAGGCAUAGCCUCCAGUUCCUUUUGGUGUACACUGAGUGAGCUUACAGCUUCCAAGCUGAAAGGAAAAGAAAAAUACCUGUGAGAAGUGGGGAAUGUCUGUGAGAGGGCUUGGGUUCUUGAAUGAGUAUAACGAAUGAAGUCAGUUUACAUUAGGGGUUUUAUAUUCAUUUUGAAGUUUUCUAGAAUCCUCCAUUCCCCUAGCCUGUACCAAAAGAAAUGAUGAUGUUAAAGUAGUACCCACCCAUCAUAGAAAAGUGUAUGGAUAUGAGCCCAUCAUCCUAGAACAGAGAAAUGACACUGAAGUAGCUUUACCUGCUUAGGCUGAAGGAUCAGGCCUCAGUUGCUGUGGAGACGAGGGUGAUGUGCAGACGGUGGUGGUGCCAGUAGUGUUGCACUGAUGCUAAGCUGUGUCCCCGGGAGUUUGUUGGGCUCUCUGCCCAGCAUGUGAUGUGUUCUCAUUCUUACUUCUCAGUUAAGAAGACACCCAGCUCUGUGGUCUUUAUGGGGCUGUGAUUUGAACUACCCUGGCUUCCUUGUGGCACGGUUUGUGCUCAGGCAAACACUAAUGUCUUGAUUGGGAAGCUCAGGGGGUUCAGUUUCAGUGUCCAGGGGAGCUGGACAGUUUAGAAACCACUUUUGCUAAACAGUCUGCUAAGGAGUUGCCCUUCUUGCUGGCUGUCUCCCCUUAGCCAAUAGUGUAGCUUGUGCGAUUGUCUGAAGUAUUUUUGCCAGUCCUCUGUGAUAAGACAUUUCUUACAUGAUGACACUUAGAAUUGGGGCUUGACCUAGGACACCCUGCACUGGGUUUCAGAUUUCUAGUGUCUGGAAGUCCUGGAUGGCCUGCAAGGCUAGCUGUUCUGCUAACACACAGCCAAGACAUGGUGGCUUAGAGGUCCUACAUGUUCUGUUCUGCUUAGGAGCAAGUACUGUCCCUUCAAGAUUGAGUUGAUAUGAGUAUCCCAUAACAUUUUUGUCUCCAGGUACCUGAAUUAUUGCUAGUCAGAAUAUUUGCUAGUGACUUGGUUAGGAUUCACUUAAAUCCCAGUAAAAAGAAAGCCUAUAUCCUACUGUCAAGUCGUAAGCUUAGAAGUUACUACUUGAGUGACAUAUUUUCCCUGACAGACUAGACACUGUCGUAUGUUUCCUGUGCUGUUACAGUACGCAGUACUCUGCUCCUUUGAGAAUGGUAGUGUCUAAUGAGACAGGUCUGCGGGCAUCUGUGGAAGCAGUAGAGGCAGGGCAAGUCCAUGAGACAGUGAGAAUGCUGACGGAGUGAGGCCGGAGGUGUCAGCUGGGUAAGAAGGCAACCGGCGGAGUGAGGCUGAGUCAGGAAGAUGGGCAGCUUCCAACCAUGUGGGUUUAUGGCACGAUAGAGAUAGGGCCAAAAGGCCGGCCUGCUGCAAACCUAGGGAGGGGGAGAGGGAUCUGGGCAAGGCUUGUAUUGUAUUGUACUGUAUUGUAUUGUGUUGUAUUGUGUCCCUGGCUGGGGUAGAAACUUGGCGUGGCAGUUUCCAGUAAGAUGAAGACUCAGUUAGGAGUCCUAGGCUCCGCCUCAGCACUUGGGAAGUUCAUGUGAGGGCAGGGUCUAGAUACUGACAGCUUCUGGGUAGCAGCUCCUUUCCACAGAGGACUCGCAGUUAUCUCACCCCAUCCUUGGCACACGGUCUCCUGAGCAUUCCACUUUGCUCUGAGAAAUAGUCUUUACAGUCCUGCUGGCAGACUAGGCACUUCCUUUGCACCAGCUUAACUGUCCUGGGCGUGUCUAGGCCUGAGAUCUCGGAGUUGUUACUAGGAUCUACUGCUUGUUUUUCUCAGUUCUGGCUAAAACUUGGACCUCUCUUCUCUUAAUUGAGCCCCAGAAAACUGCUGUCCCUUCCUAGAUUGUUUGCUAGACACUCAACUGAUGAAAACCUUUAUUUUUUUUCUUUCCUUCCUUCUUUCUUUGUUUCUUUCCUU